Molecule: messenger RNA, 928 nt
Organism: Magnolia sinica
Lineage: Eukaryota; Viridiplantae; Streptophyta; Magnoliopsida; Magnoliales; Magnoliaceae
Product: probable inactive nicotinamidase At3g16190
Exons: 5
Coding region: 98-691 (197 amino acids)
Source: RefSeq, a predicted model, not a curated record
UUUGCUGGCGCGGCGCAUGGUACGUAAAUGACCAAAAUACCCUCACCGAGAGUGGGUCUGCAAUCUUCUUCUGCCAACCGAUUGGAGUGGAGUGGGGAUGGCAGAAGUGAAAAAGCAUGGGGAAACAGCACUGCUCGUCAUCGACAUGCAGAACGACUUCAUUAAGGCGGGGGGUCCGAUGCAUGUGGGCGGGGGUCAAGCUAUCGUCCCUUCCGUUAUCAAAGCCGUUCAAGUUGCUAGGCAGCGUGGCAUUUUCGUAAUUUGGGUUGUUCGUGAACAUGAUCCAUUGGGAAGAGAUGUGGAACUCUUCCGCAGGCACUUGUACGGUGAUGGAAAAGAAGGGCCUACGACUAAGGGAACAAAGGGUGCAGAACUAAUUGAUGGACUUGUGAUUGAAGAAGGAGAUUAUAAGCUAGUAAAAACCCGCUUUAGUGCAUUCUUUGCAACUCACCUUCAUUCCUUUCUUCAAAACAAUGGGAUCAAGAGUCUAGUUGUUGUGGGAGUUCAAACACCAAACUGUAUAAGGCAGACUGUCUUUGACGCUGUUGCAUUGGAUUACCAGCCCGUUACAGUCAUUGUUGAUGCAACAGCUGCUGCUACACCGGAUGUUCAUAUGGCCAAUAUUUUUGACAUGAAGAACGUUGGAGUAGCGACGCCAACAUUGGAGGAAUGGUGCAGAUCCAGUGCUUGAUCCAGUCCGUCAUGGGUCUGUAGCAGGAUGGCAAAAUGGUACAAAAGCAGGUUAGAUAACUUCCUUCACCUUCUUCUUGUUGUUUUUUUAUUUAGCAAAGUGUUCCAUGAAUGAUGAGGUUUAUCCCAAGCACAAGUCGACCCUGUUGUAACUUGUAAUAUCAGCAGUGUAGAGUAUAAAUGCAGUUUGACUGCAACUUCUCAUUAUGGAUACUUGAGGUGCCACUAUUUUUCAUCA